AUGGUCUGUUCGCCGACCCACGUUUUUAUAAGGUAAUCAAAUGGACUGAAAAUUCCGGAGCCUGGAUAUGAUGUUGAGCUGGCUGGAUAUGGCGACAUGUGCUUGAGAUGAUUGCCGAACGGACUUCAAGGAUUCAGAUUUUCAUGCUUUAAAUGUAUUCCUUUAAUGUUAUAGAAACGCUUAGUAAAUUUCUACUGAGCAUAAAACUGUAACGGACCGGGAUCGAAGCAGAAGGCAUGCAGUUUGGAGGCGAGAUUCACCAAUGAAGUUAGCACUGCUAGCCGAGGUUUGGUAAAAUUCCACGGUGUGGAUUUUGCACAUGGUGAUUGUCUGACCUGUGAACUCUCUCGGAGGUCGCACGAAUUUCUACUCAUUCGUACCAUAUUGAAUGGAACUUUAUCCGGUAAGACACGUGCUUGAACCGUGGAAGGCGGCGCCACUAUCUCCACUGGAACAUAAUUAGUUCUUCGGAGUUGCCAUCAGUUCAAACAAGCCGCGAGAACGCCGUAGAUUUGUCGAGUAAAUUCAUCACAACCUAAACCAACCGUCCGAGUCCACUUGAGCCUGACGUGUGUGUGUUGUGCUCGCCGGCGCGUACCGCGUGUGGAGUGCUCGGCAGCCGGCGGGCGAGGCAGAUCAGACCAGAUCGUCAGAUUUGGCCAUUUCUCAUCCAUUUCAGCAAACUCUCCUUUGUGAUUAUUAGUACCCUUGAGACACCAUCUCUUUGGCUUUCAUAUUUAAUACCUUUGUCGUUGGUUUGUUUAAUGAGUGAAAGUUGAAUCAAUAUUUCAAAGUACCAUUACUCACUACCAACCCAUUCAUUUCCUGAUUCCAAACUUCCUGGGACCCUUUUGUGGGAGUGUUACUUCCAUGAGAAAACAGUUCUACAGAAAGCUUUGCAGUUAGUUUGACAGACUCAUUGUUUGUAUUCCCCAAUACUGGUAUUGACUUUCAUUUGCUUUUCAAAAGCAUUUCACUAAGUUAAAACAGUUAAGCAAAAGCUGUGUCGUGGAACCAAGGGACUAAAAUAUGGCAGCAGAGGUUGCCAAGCAACCAAGCUACAGCAGUGUGGUUCAGGAGCAAUCUGAACCGGCCAAAGCUGUGGACACUCAUCCGAAAGUGUCCGCAAUGCGGCCGGACGUCAACUCCACAGAAUCGAAAGAAAACGUCAAACCUACAGUGCCGGAUAAAAACGCGGAAACGGCCGACGGGGAACAGAACAGAACAGAGGAGAACGAUGCUGAUGUUGCCAAGCAGCAGUAUGUGGAGGCGCCCCCACCAAAGGUUAACCCUUGGCAUAGGAACAACACAAACGCUGUUGCGGUGGAUCCCAUUACACAAGAAAAGGAAAAACCUCUCGAAAAACCACAGGAUGUGAAGACUAAAAGCCUCUCAAACAACACUCAUGUCGCAAACGUGAAGAAGGCCAACAGUGACGCAAACAGGAAGCCGCCUCCAAAAAGUGAAAAAGAAGACAAAACAGAGAAGAAGUUCAUCAUCGAGGAAGCGCCGCCACCCAAAGUGAACGCAUGGACUAAAAAUAAAGCUGCUGUUGUAACUACGGCAGCUUCCAUCGCGAGCGCUCCACCUCCAAAGACAGUUGAUGCCGAGGCGUCUGCGACUGCUGCAUCCACGACUGCGUCCACGACUGCGACUAGUACAUCCCCGACCAUGGCUGCAUCUGCAAUACCAACAGCUCCACCUGUUCCUCCGGUCGUAGCGAAGAGUGACAACAAGAUGGCACAACCCCCAACACAGCCUGAGCAACAACCUGUGACGCACACUCAGGCAGCUGCAAAACCCAAAACACUGUCAAAAGAUGAAAGUGGUUACUUCCCCAAAGCGACCGUGGUCAAAGCUUCCAAUGACAAGAACACAGUGGCAAGCGACUUCAAUGAUCUCACAAGCUGGCCUUCCUUGGGUGGCGGCCCACGAGUCAAGAAAGAGACGCCAGUGUCUCCAAGAGCAAAGGAGCCUACAAAAUCCGAUCCUCCCUCUAAGAAGGACAUCCCUGCUGCCAAAAAAGAGCCUCCCGCCAAGAAGGAGACGGCGACCCAGUCCAAGGGACGGGAGAUCAAGAAGUCCCCCGCCAGGGAGGCUCGGGCUCCCAGAGCUCCUAAAGAGGAAGCUAGCAAGUCAGCGGCAGGGCCUUCCAAGACCUCUGAGUCCAGGUCCUCUGAAAGGCGGGACAGGGACAAAGACAAGAAGAAAGAUAAGAAGCCCAAGUGGAUCCCGCUUCCGUUGGACCCACCCGAACACCGGAGCAAAGGCCGGGACAGAGACCGAGACCGAGACAGGGACAGGGACAGAGAAGCCAGGCAUGCACCAGCCCGCAGCAGCGGCGGCGGUAGGGAUAAAGACAACAACAGCAGGGAGAAUAACGCCACUGCUCCUCACCGGGACCGGCGGGAGACGAGAGAGAAGCGCGAAGGCAGGGAGUCGGUGGAUUCACCGCGGCACGUCAAGGAGGCUGGCAGCAAAGGUGCAAACUCAGCCUCCUGGCGAGAGGAGCGUAGCCAGAGCCCCGGGGCCUCCAGCAAUGACAGUCGGAGCUGGUCUCGUGGGGCCUAUCGGGGUCGCGGUAGGGGCAGAGGUCGUGGGAGGGGUCGUGGUGGCCGCGGCGGGGGCUACUUCCGGGCUGCCGAGCCUUGGACCAGCCCUGCGGUGGAAGCUGUUGAUGCAGUUACAGAUGCAGCCUUCCUAACCCCCCAGCAGUACUUUGAGCCGGGGGAGUUUGAUGCGCCGUUCAUGACCUUCCCUCCCUACCUGUACGAUGGCUCUUUGUACCCCGGGCCCAUGCCGCUGGAGCCUGACCAGGCCACACUACGAGACUACGUCAAGAAACAAAUUGAAUACUACUUCAGUGUGGAGAAUCUCGUGAAGGAUCUCUUCCUACGGAGAAAGAUGGACUCUGAGGGAUACCUGCCCAUAAGCCUUAUUGCCAGCUUCCAUCGAGUGCAGACGCUAACGUCAGACAGCAUAAUUAUCAUGGAGGCUCUAGCGGACAGUGAGGAGGUUGAACUCUCGCCGGACCAGACCAAGAUCCGACGACGUGACGACCCCAAGCAGUGGAUCAUCACGGGCCCCGCCAUCCCCACAGCAGCCACCUCGGUGCUGUCCUACGACAGUCCAGAGUUUGUCCCCGGCAAGCCAUACCCAUAUGUGUCACACGACACAGAGUCAGCACCCACAUCCCCCACCCCUGCUCCCAGCAACAAGGAAGCAGAAGGCGCUCCGGUCAGCGACAGCGAGUCCAAACCGGUCCCGCUAGAGCGGAAAGACAGCAGCGGAGGGGUCAGCAUGACCCCAGGGCUGUCCACCAGCCUGCCUGAGAAGGAGUCCAGCAUCUGGACCGAGGUCCGCAGGAGACACCGCAGCCCCGCGGCACCCAAAUCAAAGGGUUCUGCUGCUCAAGAGCAGGAGUCGGAACUCUUUGACGGACAGGAAGAACUGGACUUUCAGUUUGAUGAGGAACUCACUAACAUCACUGGCAGCGGAAGGAAAAACACCUUUUCCGAAUGGUCCGACGAUUCAGACGACGAGCUGACAGACCAUGAGGUCAGCAAGAUCAUCAUCCUGACCCAGACCCCACCCUGCUACAAGAAGCACCCUGGCGGGGAUCGAACCGGGUACCACGUCUCGCGGUCCAAGAUCACCAACGACCUGGCGAAGAUCAUCAACGACGGACUGUAUUACUAUGAGAUGGACUUGUGGAAUGAAGACGACUUGAUCAAGAAUGAAUUCGUCUACAAGAAGAUCAACACCAUCAGUCAAGAAGACUUCUCGACCCUGGCCCCGACCAAGCUUUACGAGGAGCAGGAGGUGCCCCCGGCCCCACCCUUGGUCCAGCCCAAGGAGGAGGAAGGGGCGGCGGCCGGGGAAGGCAAGAAGGAGCCGGACGUCAGACCAAAGGAAACCCCAAGCAAGAGUAUCCCCGCAAUGAGCGUGAAGCCGGAGCGACAGAUAUCCCAGUCUCUCCCCACGGCUGUGCCCGAGGCCGCCCUCCAGCGCGGCCGGGAGGCCGUGCGACCCAAGGGCUCCCGCACCCCCCGCACCCCACGGGCCAAGGAUGCCCAGAUGUCACCAAGGUUCUACCCCGUCAUCAAGGAUCAAAAGCCCAUUGAUAACAAGACACCAAGGAAACGCAAGACCAAACACAGCGACAACCCGCCAGUAGAGAGCCACGUGGGCUGGGUCAUGGACUCCAGGGAACAUCCUAGCAGAUCAAGGAAUACAUCCGUCGGGUCCCCCUCUGAGAGUAGCCUAGUUGGCUCAAGCUACGGCACUCCACAGCCGAUACCCAAGUUUGAGCAUCCUUCCCACGAGCUCCUGAAAGACAACAAUUUCACCCAGCACGGCUACCACAAGUACCAUCAGAAAUGCCUGAAAGAUCGCAAGAAGCUGGGCAUCGGCAAGUCCCAGGAGAUGAACACCCUCUUCCGCUUCUGGUCCUUCUUCCUGCGCACCAACUUCAACCGCAAGAUGUACCAGGAGUUCCGCCAGCUGGCCGUGGAGGACAGCAAGCACGGCUACCGCUACGGCGUGGAGUGCCUCUUCCGCUUCUACAGCUACGGGCUGGAGAAGAAAUUCCGGCAGGACAUCUUCAAGGACUUCAUGCAGGAGACCAAGAACGACUACGGCUACGGUCAAUUGUAUGGUCUUGAAAAAUUCUGGGCUUUCCUGAAGUACACUCGCAAGAAGAACCUAGAAGUUGACCCUGAGCUGAAGGAGACGCUGCAGAACUACAAGACACUAGAAGACUUCAGAGUACUGCCCCCGAUUGGCGAGACUGAACCAAGCGAGGGCGCUGUCGGAGGUGCCGAAGCGGCCGAAGCCAGCUCCGCCACAUCCAGCAAGAGACCAAAGCAACAGGACAAACAGUCGUCCUCGACUGCCAAAAACCCAACCCCUGAGGGCGCUACAGGAGGUCCAGAAGACUCGUGAGGUCAAAGGUCGGGGGUUGGGGUGGGGCGGGGCGGGGCAGCAGCGAGGGGCUGGGGGCAAAACGUUGGGGGAAACAACACGGGCUGAAUCUUGAAUCCGGGGUCUGAAAAAUCUGGGUGGCAACCUGUGAUGCAAGUAAUGUGUUGCAGGAUCAAUUGUAACAUUUUGAGGGGUGGUGUCCAUGUCUUGAAGGCCUGCCUCUUGUAUCCUGCGUCACAUGUUGUGUGUCAUGCUGACAUGCCUUAUGGAGGCAGGGCCCAUGGGUCCAGGUUUGCAGCAUGUACUUGUGAAUGUCACAUAUGUUACCCUGUGGAAUGCUGCAAUCCAUGUCGGGCAUGACAUUGCCUGUUAUUAGAAGUCCGUUAAAUUUCAGACGGCCUAACCCCCCUGCGUUCUCAUGAUGUGUCGUAACCAUCAUGGAAACAUCGUAGGAUCUCAUGGCUGCUUGAAAUCUGGGAGAAAAAAAACGGAAGAUAAAAUAUCCCUCAGUUUCUGCUGGCCUUGCAGGAAGAGACAGACGUGACUGCAUUUGAAAUUCAUUGAGUUCCCACUUUGGUGUGAAUGUCACACGAAAUUCCAGUCAUGGGUGUUGCAAAUUGUGGAUUUGCAAUUCUCUCAAGGAGCUACUGUGGCAAUGUAAUGGCCCUAGAUGAUGACAUGCAUGAGGAUGGUUGAGAAAUGGGAGAAUUUAAUUUUUUUCUUUCCCCGAUUAUAAAACGCAAAGACAGGAAGUGGGCACUUCGGGGAUUUACACACAGCAAUAGUUUGAAUAUUUUUCUGACAUCGAAUGGGUCAUAUUAAGUUGAUUCAAAGGUUACUCCGAGGAACCAAAAUUUGAAAAUGUUGUAAUACAUCUUUUAAAUCUAAUUCAGAUUAUUACAUUCAAAUAAUUUUGUUGAAAGCACAGUCAUUAGUUUCCUGAUUUAACGAGGUAUUUCUUAGGACAAAGCAAAUUUGGGGGGAAAAAUUAGUGGUAAAGACCAAUAAAAGAGAAUAUUUUGAGAUACAUGUUGCCAAAAAAUUCUGAUGAAACAUUUGAUUCCACUUCUUUUCCCUUGAAAUAGAGAAUGAAAAGUAAACGAAAUUUUGGUCAAUUAUAUUUGUGGUGAUUGAUGCACGUAAAUUAUCUUUGGUUUGUAUAUUGUUUUGUUUAGAGUGUAUUCUUUAUGAAAAGAAUUUAUGAAAGGUAUUCAUUUUUUUUUUUUUUACAUUUUCCUUUUAAAAAUAUUGGCCAUAAAAGACCCUGAAAAAUCUAGCCUAGUCCUGAUUUACAUCAGGGUAAGAAAGUUGAUCGCCAUAAAAUGGUUUUUAAAUUUUAAUUCUUUCAAGAACAUUUUUCUUAGUCAGAAUUUGCUAGUAUGCAAAUUUUCUAAUAUGCAAAUUAGAUGCUUUGAGAGACUUAUAUGCUGAGUAUAGGUUUGUGAUUGGUCACUUUAAGGACCGAGAUGAAGUUGAUUGGCCAUUGUCUGGUUGCUUGGCGUUUUCAUAAACAAUGGCAAAGUUCCUGAUUGGUGCACGGUGGAGAUGAGAUGGACUUGAUUGGCCAAUGUUAAGUGUCUUAUACAUGAAUGGAGUGUCAGUAAAUACUUGUCUGUGAUUGGUUCUUUUGCAUUGUACUGAAGGCAGGUGAUUGGCUAAUGCUUACGUGUGAGCACAGAAUCCCGGACAGUGAUUGGCUGGUUUAAAGACUGUCACAAACUGACAGAAGCUGCUAGAUUUGGGGUCGUCAAAGUUGUCAAGUGGAGCUGUGAAUGUUUGCAAGUCCAAAAAAAUGGACGUGGAGUUCUCCUGUUCCUAUUGAAAUUUGUCCACAGUUUUCAUUUAAUUGCAAACCCUAAGCUGAAUUUCCAGCUUUUCACUACCAAUAAUAUUUUUCUUGAAUUGAACUUUCUUCUCCCGGAAACACCAGCAACAAAACAACUGUUGUUGGAGAUUGCAGAUUGAAGUGCCCAGUAUUUAUGGAUAUUUAUUCGCCUUCAGAGUAUCUUCGUUGAGUUCUCAUGUUGUUAUCCUUGUGGAUACACAUGCGUGAGAUGAGAAAAAGUGUGUCGUCAGAGCAACUUUCUCAUCGUUAAAAUGUUUUGGUACUGUUUUAAGUGCUGGACUUUCUUGAAAAAAACACCUUAAUAACCAGAUCUUUCUCUGCAAAGAAGAUGUUUUCAUUUGACGUAUCUGCUGCUUAACAAUGCUAGGCUCACUAUAGAUAAAAAAAAUAGUAAUGGCCUUGCAUUCCCUGUUUUAGUUUGUCCAACAAUUAAGUUUCUCACAAUUUUUCCUUUUUUGGAUUUUUUCCUGAUUUCACGCCCUCGUUUUACUUUCUUAUUUGUAAAUAUUUAUAAAUACCAUUACCGCUGCACAAGAAUUUAUGCCGAAGGAAAACAAUACAAUUAGAAAAUACUUACAAUAAAAUGCCUUAAACAGCAGUGCUUAAUGUAGUAAGCGUUUAUCUCUGCAGUCAGUUUACUUCAUUGUUAUAUUGAUAUUGAUCUACUUUUUUGGUUCAUUUUCCCUUCUAUUUCAGGUUUUUUUUUAAAUUUCAAGGAGCAGUUUCCUACUUUUGGCCUGAUUGUUUUAGUUGUCGAUAUCUUAAGUAGUUGUGCAAAUUAUGCAAAUGAAGGUGUUUUUCUUUCUAAUUCUGUAAAUAAUAGCAAGAGGAAUAGCGCAGCCUUGUUACUUUUAAUUCUCCUUUGGAAGACAAAUUUUAUUUUUGAUGUAAAUCAAUAUUUUCAAGUUGUUUUUUUUUCUUCUUCAUUUGCGCAUUUCGCGAAUACUAAUCAUUUCAAUGGUAGGGCUGGAUUUUGGUCAAAUAAUUUUUUUGGCAUUUGCUGAUUGGUUUCGUUAAAAAGAAUGUAAAAAAAAAGAGGGAAAAAAAGAGAAAAAUACAAAAAAAAAUAGCAAGAAAGAAGCAAAAAUGGUGCUUUGUUUCUAAAAGUCUCAUAUUUCUAGGGCUGCGUGAACUUUUAGUUCACAAAAAAAUGUUAAUUUGCAAAGAGAAUUAGUUAAUUUUCACAGAAUUUAUCUAUCAGUUUUUUGGAAUAUUUGCCUUAAACUGGUCCUAGCAAGACAUUAAUUUUCUGAAAAGAGCCUGGUUAGGAAGUUGAAGCCCAUCCCUGCAAUGUAGAAUAUUAAAAGUAUUUCACCCAAAACCUCAAAUUAUUUCACCCAAUUCAGUUUAACUUGAUACAAAACACCAGGUAAUAGCAUUCCUGAUAUUGCUCAAUUUCAGUUCGUUGAUUUCUUAGAAGGUUGCCUAACAUUGAGGCCUCUUUUAUUAUGUUUUGGUCUUGAUAAAAAAAGUGUUAAAAUGAUAAAAUAUUUAAAUUAAAGUAGACUGCUUUUAUUAUGUUAAUCCCACUUGAAAUCACAACUUUAUGUAAAAUUAAAAACCUUUUGCUUAAAUUCCUGAUUUAUUGAUUCUAAAGAUUGCUUUGUUUUAUGGAAGCCAUAUUUUUUUUUCUUAACCAAAUGUGAAAUGCAUUGAAAGUCUCUUAAGGGAUUUUUUGAGCAUGAUGCUUCGUAUGUACAACCAAAAAUUUGUAUUGCCAUGAAAAUUGACAAUGGCAAGUUUAUGUUGCGAUUCUUUAAAAAUAGCAAUGGGUGUGGCAUUUGUGUCCAAAAGGGCGUACACCUUUUUGCAUCUUUUGCCUUUCUGUUGUAUAGGAAAGCAGAGAAUACCAUAUUGAUUACAAUUUUCCACACUUAAUAUUCGUAGGUGUGGAUGAUAACACGUAUGGCCUUAUGGAAGUAUCGACUUGCACAAAGUCGAAAAAGACUUGUAAUUGUCGUUAUCUCAGGGCUAAAUGUUGUGUGUCCAGACUGGCUUUUAAAACGAAUUCAUAAAUACCUGAGAUAGUUUACCGAUUCCUAUUGGUCAAGAGCAUGUCAUGUGGUAGCCUUUAGUCUUUUUUGGUGCCCGCAUCCGGGGCGCCGUGUGUCCGGGUAGCCACGCCUGCCUUGACUAAAGGCUAGUCUCGUGGGUGGUUUUAGACCACUGGUAAAACACCGCUGCAUUCUGCGCCACAUCGCACAGUACGUGCGCACACGCCAAUUGCCAUAUAAGGAGAUUUUAGCACUCACGGGCGCGAGGCACAUACCAGAGGGUUGUUUCACAAAACAUGAAGUAAAAGUGUUGCCCAAAAUGGUUGGAAAUUGGGAUUUCUUUUUAGUUGUUUUGACUUUUUGACCGAAAGAUAUUUAUGAAUGGGAAUAAAUAUGUGCUUGGUUGGUAUUAAACAAGUACUUUUGAAACCAGCUAGGAGCCUGGUCGCGGAUAAUGACCCUUGCCUUUGGCUGGGGCCAUUAUCCGCAUCAAUGCACCUAGCCGGUUUUUAACGAUGUAGAUGAUGCAUUUAAAUGUAGCGAUGAUCCCUGUGACUUUACUGAAACUUGAUUUUUUUUUUUCUCCGUUGUGGGUAAUUUUUGCCAAGUCGCACCAAACCAGUGCAUGUGUUGUAUGCACUAUUUUCGCAGUUUAUGCUGUGUGUUUUCAAUUUUUAAAACCAGAUUGGUUCGUCUUGAUCUGAUUUUGGUGUUAUUGAUCGAAAAAGGGUACAUCAUAUUGGAUAUGAUUAUCUGAGAAAAGAAAGCUAUGAAGUCUUGUAUAUAUUAUUAUACAGCAGUAAUACAGUAGUUAUUAGUAGAAAAAAAAUGUGUUCCUCUUAUUUGGAAGUAUUUAGAACGGUAGCAUUUUCAUUUCUUUUUUGGUGUUUUCUGCAGUGACAUUUAUCCUAAAUAUCUUUUAAAAUUUUAGUAAUAUUAAAAAAAACAGGAGAUUGUGUUGAUAAGGAAUUCUGCGAUAAAAGAUUGGAUGGAAAUUUUGCCCGUUUGGUUUUUUUCCUCUGUACAAAUUUACCUGAACGAUUUUAGUUCACCUGAAAAAAAAAAAUAUGGAGAAUUUAACAAUCCCAAGAUUACUGUGUAUGUCAAUAAUUCACUAGCAAGUAUAAUAAAACAUUAAUUUUGAUGAAUCGAGA
Messenger RNA from Patiria miniata (bat star), 9917 nucleotides. RefSeq names its product la-related protein 1B-like. Gene Ontology annotation, cellular component: nucleus; ribonucleoprotein complex; cytosol. Bases 1030 to 4944 code for a protein of 1304 amino acids. The record is from RefSeq and is a predicted model, not a curated record. The transcript has 19 exons. Gene Ontology annotation, biological process: positive regulation of translation; mRNA stabilization; RNA processing. Gene Ontology annotation, molecular function: RNA cap binding. NCBI's taxonomy places the organism in Eukaryota, Metazoa, Echinodermata, Asteroidea, Valvatida, Asterinidae.